Messenger RNA from Aspergillus japonicus CBS 114.51, 2179 nucleotides. RefSeq names its product U4/U6-U5 snRNP complex subunit PRP3. Bases 162 to 1952 code for a protein of 596 amino acids. The transcript has a single exon. The record is from RefSeq and is a predicted model, not a curated record. Gene Ontology annotation, cellular component: U4/U6 x U5 tri-snRNP complex. NCBI's taxonomy places the organism in Eukaryota, Fungi, Ascomycota, Eurotiomycetes, Eurotiales, Aspergillaceae. Gene Ontology annotation, biological process: mRNA splicing, via spliceosome.
GUCUGUCUGUCUGUCUUGCAGAUCCGCCCGCUCCCAAGAGCUUCGCUUCUCUCUCUCUACCUCAUUUCCUUCCUCUCCCUCUCUCUCUCUCUUUCUUGGUCAUCGGCUCCUCCAUCACUUCUCGUUGGCCGUAUUCAGGGUGACACCUCACUCCGCUUAUCAUGGCUGACGCGUCAGGAAAUGCGCUGAAGCGCCCUCACCCCGAAGAUGACCAAGAUAACAUUCAAAAAAGACCCCGUUCCAAUCAUGGCUCUCCCGCGCCCGCCAAAGCAGCGCCUGCCGCGGGCAAGCUGGACAUUGAAAAGAUGGUCGCAGAGGCCAGGGCAAAAGCAGAAGCAGUACGUGCUCGCCUGCAAGCCGCGAAGGGCAUAGUCCCGUCUCCCUCGCCAGCCGCUUCAAGUCCGAGUCCAACACCUCCCGCGGCCAGCCCGGCAAUGUCCAGGCUAGAACAGAUGAAGGCCCGAGUCGCUGCUGCUACCGGACGAGCCACCGCGACCGCCCAGCAACGAAUUGUCCCUACGCCUGCUCCCCAAGCUCCUACGCCACCUCCGCCGCCGCCUCCUUUCGAAGACGAAGAUGAUGGCUCGUCACGGGCUCGCGGUGGUCUCGAUGUCGGUCUCCACCCCGCCCUGCUAUCGGAUACCCUUGAGUUCAGAGGUGGUAAAGGGCGGCAAUCCAUGCAGUCGAAAGGCCGUCGGACUGAGUCUCCGGCUACGGCCGGCCGGCCUGAUCGAGCCGGUCUUGAUCUUUCGGGCCCGUCGUUGGAGGAGAUCAAGAACAACCCAUACUUCGACCCGAGCCUCGGUCCCAAGGCUACAAUUGCGAAGCCUCGACAAUCCCGGCAGCUCAUCUUCAACCAGAAGGGCAAGUACAUACAGCAGGCGGCCGCUCUACGGCGGCAGGCUCAGCUGGAGGCUAUGAAGAAGCGGAUCGCAGAAAGAGCGCGACAGGCCGGUAUCGACGAAGACUUGGACGUUGAGAAGGGUUUCCUGGUACCCGCGCCUCCAGCGAUCGAAUGGUGGGAUGAAGGGUUGGUCGAUGGGGAGGACUACGCGGCUAUCGAGGACGAGCAGAAGCUCAAGAUUGACACCCCCGACACGAUCAUCACGCGAUACGUCCAGCAUCCUGUCCUUCUCGACCCUCCCCAGGAGAAAUUCUUACCACAACAAAAACCCAUGUACCUCACGCCGAAGGAGCAGGCCAAGAUCCGUCGCCAGCGACGAAUGGCAGAUUUGAAGGAGCAACAGGCGAAGAUCCGGCUGGGUCUGGAGCCGGCGCCGCCGCCCAAGGUCAAGAAGUCGAACUUGAUGCGGGUGCUCGGCGAGCAGGCAGUCAAAGACCCCACCGCUGUUGAGGCGCGCGUCAAUCGAGAGAUUGCCGAGCGCAAGGACAAGCACGAGGCGGCCAACGCUGAGCGCAAAUUGACCAAGGAUGAGAGACGCGAGAAGCUCGCGCGGCAGCAAGAGGCUGAUGCGGAGCGUGGUGUGCUGAUGUCGGUCUAUCGUAUCGAUACGCUCGCCAAUGGACGACACCGCUUCAAGAUCAGCAAGAAUGCCGAACAAAAUGCCCUCACGGGGGUCUGUGUCAUGCACCCUCGAUUCAACCUGGUCAUUGUUGAGGGCGGUGCUCAUUCGAUCAACAACUACAGAAAACUGAUGAUUAACCGCAUUGACUGGACGGAAAAUGCGGGCCCCGGAGCGGUGCGAGAGGGCAAUCGCGAGGCUCAGGCGUCAUGGCUAGCCGCCGAGGACGAGCAGACCGGAGAGCUGAAAGAUUUAAGCCAUAAUACUUGCGAGCUGCUGUGGGAGGGUCAGGUCAAAGCCCGAGCAUUCCGGAAGUGGUUGGGUGCGCGUGUUUGCGAAACUGAUUCCCAAGCGAAGGACGUCUUGGCUCGAGCGAAGCUGGAGAGCUUUUGGGCGUUGGCAAAGAGCGCCAAGCAGAGCGAGUCGUAAGUAUUUCGUGGUCUUCGAGCAGUACCAUGCCACGAUCAUUACGGGAUCGGUGGUGAUUUACCAUAAGAUGCUACGCCAGUGACGUGUAUAAUUAGAACUCAUAACUUACUCAUGAUAUUCGGACUGAACCAGUCUGCACACUGUACAUAUUCAGAGACGCUACAUGUUGACCGGUAAACGGAAGUUGAAAACUUUUGAUUACCCAUGCCAUGAAAAGAAUGCCCAAG